CAAGAGCUAGUCUGAUUGCGGACAGCUGGCGGCAAAAGAUGAAAAUCGCGUUCGACGACGACUUCAACCUCCCAUCAUCGCAUUCGACACAGGCCAACCUCCAUCCAACGUCGCAUCGUGUUUGUCAACUUCACUACCCUGGAUGUAGCCUUGCAACUUUAUUCUGAGUUGACAUCGCUUGUGUCGUUCUGCAGCCUGCCAAUAUGUCUGACGCCGACUUUGAGCAAGUGAGGCGCCUACAAGCUGAGCGGAAUGCCGCUGCCGCUGCAAAAAAAGGUUCAAAGACAUUUGACCCAUCCAGUCAGCGCACUGACUUUUCGACCAAGGCAUCUCUGACUGAAUCCUUCGACACGGAGUUGUAUGAUCGCAAUGGCGCCGAUAAGUAUGCUGGUUACAAUACCUCCAUCGCUAUAGAUGGCGAUGAGGAUAUGGAGGAUGCAGACCCAGGACAUCGGCUGGUCGGUCAAUAUACCGCCAGCAAGGAGCUGAUCAAUGAAAUGGCUAGCGGAAAUGGAGUUGAGGAGGAGGACAUUCUGCUCGGCCGUGAAAAAUCUGCCAGGAUUGCAGACCGUGAAACUGAUUACCAGAAGCGCCGGUUCAACCGCGGCCCUCUUACUCCGACUCGAGCGGACCCCUUUGCAGCCAACGCGCAUGCCAAUGUCGAGUCUGAAGGUCAGACCUAUCGAGAGGUUAUGGCCCUUCGUGAGCUUGAAAAGGAAGAAGAGCGUGUCAAGAAACUCAUUUCCGAGAAACAAGCUGAAAAUGGCGAUGUUGUCGAGUAUCAGGCAACUCUGAAGGACGAUGCUGACAAGGAAAACCUCGAUGCUGGCCCCACUGUCGCAGUAGCCGCCGGACGCAAGAGAAAACAACGAUGGGAUGUAGCAUCUGCAGACGAGACCGCUGCAUCUGAGCAAGAGGAGACCGAGUCCAAGGCCAAGAAGUCGCGAUGGGACCAGACUCCAGCCGUACCUACACCAGAAGAAGCACCCAAGCGUCGCUCCCGCUGGGAUCAAGCACCAGUUGCGCCCGGAAUCGGUGCGACACCGGUCGGACAGCCAGGCCUUGCAACACCGAUGCACCCAUCAGCACCCGGCUUUGGAACCGAUAUCACUGGUCGCAAUGGUAUUUGGUCAGAUGAAGAUUUGGAUAUGAUGCUUCCCUCGGAAGGUUAUCAGAUCCUAGAUCCUCCUCCUGGGUAUGAGCCUAUCAGAAACCCUGCAAGAAAGCUUACGAGCACCCCAGCCCCUGUGGCCAGCACAGGUGGAUAUGGUGGCUUCAUGAUGCAGGAACCAGAGAGUGCUCGCACACUCGGUAAACAGCUUCCCACGGAUAUCCCGGGAGUUGGCGACCUUCAAUUUUUCAAAGCAGAGGAUAUGGCAUAUUUUGGAAAAUUAGUGGAUGGCGCAGAUGAGAAUGCUUUAUCUGUGGAAGAACUGAAGGAGAGGAAGAUUAUGCGACUGCUUUUGAAAGUCAAGAACGGAACGCCGCCUAUGCGUAAGACCGCUCUACGCCAACUCACUGACAAUGCUCGACAAUUCGGAGCUGGAGCUCUUUUCAACCAAAUCCUUCCUCUUUUGAUGGAAAAAUCACUAGAGGAUCAGGAACGUCAUUUGCUUGUCAAAGUUAUUGACCGCGUACUUUACAAACUAGAUGACCUUGUUCGACCCUACACACACAAAAUUUUGGUUGUUAUUGAGCCCCUACUCAUUGAUCAGGACUACUAUGCUCGCGUUGAGGGUCGAGAAAUUAUUUCGAAUUUGGCUAAGGCCGCUGGUCUCGCACAUAUGAUCAGUACUAUGCGUCCAGAUAUUGAUCAUGUUGAUGAAUACGUGAGAAAUACUACAGCUCGAGCAUUCGCUGUGGUUGCGUCUGCUUUGGGUAUACCGGCCCUUCUUCCUUUUCUUCGCGCUGUUUGCCGCAGUAAGAAAUCAUGGCAAGCUCGCCACACCGGUGUUAAAAUCGUUCAACAAAUUCCAAUUUUGAUGGGAUGUGCUAUUCUGCCGCACCUGAAGGGCUUGGUGGAUUGCAUUGCAGACAACCUCAGUGAUGAACAAGCAAAGGUCAGAACUGUUACCAGUUUGGCCAUUGCCGCAUUGGCCGAGGCAGCCAAUCCAUACGGUAUCGAAAGCUUCGAUGAUAUCCUCAACCCUCUCUGGACAGGUGCUCGAAAGCAGCGUGGAAAGGGUCUUGCUGGAUUCUUGAAGGCUGUCGGUUAUAUAAUUCCUUUGAUGGACGAAGAAUAUGCAAAUUACUAUACCAGUCAGAUUAUGGAGAUCCUUCUCCGUGAAUUCUCUUCCCCCGAUGAGGAGAUGAAAAAGGUUGUAUUGAAGGUCGUGUCUCAAUGUGCCCAGACGGAUGGUGUGACAGCACAGUACUUGAAAGAACACGUGCUCCAGGACUUUUUCAAGAGUUUCUGGGUAAGGCGCAUGGCAUUGGAUAAGCGCAACUACCGCCAAGUCGUCGAAACAACAGUGGAUCUAGGCCAAAAAGUUGGCGUCGGCGAGAUCUUAGAGCGCAUUGUAACCAACCUCAAGGAUGAAAGCGAAGCUUAUCGCAAGAUGACGGUGGAGACUGUGGAGAAGUUAAUUGCAUCUCUGGGAGCGGCUGAUAUUUCUGAAAGACUGGAAGAACGACUUAUUGAUGGUGUUCUGCUUGCUUUCCAAGAGCAGAGCAUUGAAGACAUUGUCAUCUUGAAUGGGUUUGGCACCGUUGUUAAUGCUCUUGGUACCCGAUGCAAACCAUAUCUCCCUCAAAUUGUUAGUACUAUUCUAUGGCGGUUGAACCACAAGUCUGCUACCGUUCGCCAACAGGCUGCCGACCUGGUUUCUCGUGUUACAAUGGUUAUGAAGCAAUGCGGCGAGGACGCUCUUAUGGGCAAACUCAGUGUUCUACUUUAUGAAUACCUUGGUGAAGAAUAUCCUGAGGUUCUGGGUUCCAUCUUGGGCGCCUUGCGAUCUAUCGUCACCGUCGUAGGUAUCAACCAGAUGCAGCCACCAAUCCGUGAUCUUCUCCCUAGACUUACCCCUAUCCUUCGAAAUCGGCAUGAAAAAGUGCAGGAAAACACCAUCGACUUGGUCGGCCGUAUUGCCGAUCGUGGACCAGAGUCAGUCAACGCCCGUGAAUGGAUGCGUAUCUGCUUUGAGCUACUAGACAUGUUAAAGGCUCACAAGAAGGGUAUCCGCCGAGCGGCUAACAACACAUUCGGUUUCAUUGCUAAAGCUAUUGGUCCUCAGGACGUGCUUGCCACGUUGCUUAACAAUCUACGAGUCCAAGAGCGUCAGUCGCGUGUGUGUACCGCAGUCGCCAUCGGUAUCGUCGCAGAAACCUGCGCGCCAUUCACAGUACUUCCAGCGCUAAUGAACGAGUACCGGGUGCCUGAACUUAACGUUCAAAACGGUGUCCUGAAGGCCAUGUCUUUCCUAUUUGAGUAUAUUGGCGAAAUGGCCAAAGAUUACGUCUACGCUGUUACUCCUCUACUAGAAGACGCUCUAAUUGACCGCGACCAAGUGCACCGUCAAACAGCAGCUAGCGUCGUCAAACAUAUCGCCCUCGGUGUGGUUGGUCUUGGGUGCGAAGACGCCAUGGUGCACCUGCUGAACCUGCUAUACCCGAACAUCUUCGAGACAAGCCCACACGUGAUUGAUCGGAUCAUCGAAGCGAUUGACGCGAUCCGCAUGGCAGUUGGCACAGGCGUGGUAAUGAACUACGUAUGGGCAGGUCUGUUCCAUCCUGCGCGUAAAGUGCGUACGCCAUACUGGAGAUUGUAUAAUGAUGCGUAUGUACAAAGCGCGGAUGCGAUGGUUCCUUAUUACCCAGAUUUGGAAACUGAUGGAUUGUCGCGACCGGAGCUGAAUAUUGUGCUUUAACUUGUAUAUCUUAGGCGCUUAUAUAAUGAUUCCACGGUUCUGGUGUUACUGAUAUUUUAUUAAUCAAUAAAUUCACAAUCAAU
Molecule: messenger RNA, 3949 nt
Organism: Talaromyces proteolyticus
Lineage: Eukaryota; Fungi; Ascomycota; Eurotiomycetes; Eurotiales; Trichocomaceae
Product: splicing factor 3b, subunit 1
Exons: 2
Coding region: 204-3866 (1220 amino acids)
Biological process (GO): spliceosomal complex assembly
Cellular component (GO): U2 snRNP; U2-type prespliceosome; catalytic step 2 spliceosome
Molecular function (GO): mRNA binding
Source: RefSeq, a predicted model, not a curated record